Messenger RNA from Linum trigynum, 1228 nucleotides. Lineage: Eukaryota; Viridiplantae; Streptophyta; Magnoliopsida; Malpighiales; Linaceae. The record is from the annotation of a GenBank genome assembly.
CAAAUUCUCCCCAAUCGUACGUCUCUUUUACUUUGUCUGAUCUCCUCCUUCAAGUUCAACUGUCAACCAAACUAUUGUCCGAGUAUCAAUUGGCCGGCGGCCGAAUCCCUCCUUCCUCUACAUACACAGCUUAUUCAUCACCGCCACUUCCCUGCCGAUUGGUUUCCCCCGGCAUCCAUAUUCAGACAAACACACACAACACAAAAGCAAAAAAAAAAAAAAAAAAAAAAAAAUCGCCGGCCAAACAUACAAAUCCGCAUUCCACCAAAUCCAGCCAUCCCGUAAUCAGAUAGUUCAUCACGACUCGAUCUCUAAUAAACUUGGAUCCACACUCAAUCCAUCGAGUUCCUUCUUCUACGAAAGCGUACUAUAGUAUAUAAAUACGCACGUUACUAAUGAAUGCUUCCUCAAGCACAACUUUUCAUCAACUACAUAUCAAAGAAGAAAAGAAAAAAAAAAAAAAAAGACCAACACAUUUUUUUCAUAUUCACCAUAUGAUGACGAGCUCGAUCAUCAUGAUUGAGGCGACGAUCAUCAUCGUCGUCGCCGCGCUGUUGCCGUCGUGCACCCGAGCUGCUUACGACGGCACGGUUCUGGAGUCCAAGUGCAGCGACGGGUGGGACUACACUGACGCCAGGAGGCAAGAGAUCGCUUCCGUGACGAACACGCUGAUAAGCGGAGCGAAACCUGGGCCUCCGUCGGCCUACCUAUGCAUCGUCCCGGACGUCAAUGAUUACAAGCCCGACGUUUGGGCCUGGGCCACCUGCGCCGAGUCGCUGGCCCAGCCCGAUUGCACGCAGUGCGUGCAGGCCGCGCGGGAUCUGCUGGUGAACAGCGAGUGCGUCCACAAGGCCGGGGCGCAUAUGUUCCUGCAGGACUGUAGCAUUGAGUACGACAACUACGCAGUCUGCCAUUCUUAUUGAGAGCUAUGGCCGAGGUAUACGAGGAGGUUACGACUGCAAUACUGCAUGAUGUUGUACGUGAAAUAUCAUGAGAAAAAAAAAAUAGAGUUAAUACCUUAGUUUGGCCCGAACUAUAGACAAACUUUUUACUUUGCCCCGUGGUAUCGGAAAUUGUUAUUCUGGCCUAAACUAUGUAGCAUACUUUCUUAUUUGGCCAGGAGGCAGGUUUGACCGUCAAAUUAGACGGUCAACUCGGUUGACCGUUAGUCAAAGUCCACCUCACUUGCCACGUCAGCUAUCAAGGAAAAAAAAUAUUACUUUUUUGA